AUGAGUCCUUCGAGCCCUGUAUCUUUCGUCCCUGACGGAGAAAACUCAACACUCUCGUCGCCACUCUCCAACCUCUCCAGAACACCAUCAUUGCCUUCGUCGCCCGAUAUGCCCGACCCCACGAAGCGCUAUCCGUCUCCAUCAACGACCGCAUCGGGUCCGCACUCUCCAGAUAAGACGUGUGACCUUCCAUCCGAAGAUGAAAUUGUCGCCAAACCACUCGAUGAUUCCACUUCAGGGCCCCCGCCAGCCAAAAAGCGUCGCAUAUCUCCCCCGAAAGAACGCACUACCGAGUACCUGGAUCUCAUGAAGCCCGAAGAUGAACUCACCGCCGAAGAUCGUGGCCAGUUGAAAAGGCUUAUUGACACAUUGCGCAAGAAGAAGAAGAUUGUUGUCAUUGCUGGUGCUGGCAUUUCUGUUUCAGCAGGAAUUCCCGACUUCCGCUCGUCCACUGGCUUGUUUGCGACCGUCAAAACUCAGCAUAACCUCAAGGGCUCUGGUAAACAUUUGUUCGAUGCCUCAGUUUAUAAACACGAUUCCACAACUCAGUCUUUUCACGCGAUGGUCAGAGAAAUGGCCACAAUGACGAAAGCUGCUAAACCCACGCCAUUUCACGAACUAUUAGCAUCCCUGGCUCAGGAAGGCCGCUUAUUACGCCUUUAUUCGCAAAAUAUCGACUGUCUUGACACCCAAUUAAAGCCUCUGGCCACCGAGGUUCCCCUUAACCCCAAAGGCCCCUGGCCCGUUACAAUCCAGCUGCACGGCGGUCUCCAGAAAAUGGUCUGCACCAAAUGCAACAAUAUCCGGGAGUUCAAUGGCGAGGUUUUUGACGGCCCAGAGGCCCCACUUUGCCCAACAUGUAAAGAUCUCGACGAAGUUCGGACCGCCCAUGCUGGGAAGCGAAGCCAUGGCAUCGGCAGACUACGACCGCGAUUUGUGCUCUACAACGAGUACAACCCAGACGAGGACGCCAUUGGAAAUGUUUCAAGUGCUGAUCUUAAGGCCCGUCCUGAUGCUGUAUUGGUGGUUGGAACGACACUCAAGGUUCCAGGAACUCGCAGACUGGUGAGGGAGAUGUGUCAAGUCACACGAGGACGAAGGAAUGGCACUGCUAUUUGGAUCAAUGUGGACGACGAGCCCAAAGGCGUUGAUCUGAAAAAUUGCUGGGAUAUCGUAGUGCGGUCAAAGUGCGAUGACGUGGCUCGAUCUGCAGCACUUCCUCCAUGGAAUAUCACCAUUGGGCAGGAUUAUGAGGUAUCCGAGGAAGAUUUCUCCAAGGGUCAAGAGGAACGCAAACAGAAUUUCUCUGUUGAAAUUCCGGCGAACUCCGUCUCCGCGCACUCUCAUACUGAAGAUCAGGGCGCAGCCAAAUCGAAGCAGGUAAACCAGGUGCAGGGUAUACCAACACCUCAUGCAAGCCCCAAGAUAUCGGCAGUCAGGAACCUGGCGAAGACGACACAGACCACGAUAUCUUUCGACGGCAAGGUUACGACAGAGAAGCCUGCACAGCUCUCCAAACAACGCGGGCCCUCCAAACAACGCGGGCGCAAGAGAAAGGCCCCAGGUGGACAUAAGGAGGCGCCACUCAAAAGUUUCAAGGCAACUAAAAAUAUUAUCAACCAAGAGAAGGUUGACGGAUCUGCAUCAGCUACUCAGACGAAGCGGAACGUAUCUGGCAAAGAGAGAAAUCGCCAUCCUCUGCCCUCUCAGCGUCCUGCGAAUGCGUCGCAUAAAGAGACAUUGACCGACACCAAGGACCUAUGCGAGAAGCCCCGUCAACGGGGAUCUGGCCUUCCUUCAACCCCGACCACAAAAAUGAAGGGCACCAUUUCUCCACGUUCGUACCCUAACAAUACGCGACACCUAAUCGACUAG
Messenger RNA from Fusarium redolens, 1875 nucleotides. RefSeq names its product DHS-like NAD/FAD-binding domain-containing protein. The record is from RefSeq and is a predicted model, not a curated record. Gene Ontology annotation, biological process: pericentric heterochromatin formation; regulation of DNA repair; negative regulation of transcription by RNA polymerase II. The transcript has a single exon. NCBI's taxonomy places the organism in Eukaryota, Fungi, Ascomycota, Sordariomycetes, Hypocreales, Nectriaceae. Gene Ontology annotation, molecular function: histone deacetylase activity, NAD-dependent; NAD+ binding. Bases 1 to 1875 code for a protein of 624 amino acids. Gene Ontology annotation, cellular component: mating-type region heterochromatin.